Procambarus clarkii (red swamp crayfish) is the source of this 1271-nucleotide messenger RNA. RefSeq lists its product as uncharacterized. Lineage: Eukaryota; Metazoa; Arthropoda; Malacostraca; Decapoda; Cambaridae. The record is from RefSeq and is a predicted model, not a curated record.
GUCGUGGUCGUGCCCAGAGUGAUCUGACCGCUGUCCUGUUAACUCCACGCUCACAACAACAUUCUACAGGAACAUCUGGUCUGGACUGGUCACCUCGUGCACAUAUAUUUUCCGUUGGUUCCAUACAGUCCUACAGAGAUAUAACAUCACAAUGACCUAUAUCGUCGCUUCGGUGUUGUGGCCAUUGGUGGGCAUCACGUCUUUCUGCUUAUCUGUGUUUGGCGUCGUCUUAAUCUGCUUCUUCCUAGACCUCUACAGGAACAGGGGUAACAAGGAAGAGCAGGCGGUGUGCUCGACCACAGGUAGCAGCGUAGAGGUGCUCACCUUAACCUACCUCCCCUCAACUUCACUGGGAUUUCACGAGACUGACGAAUUUUUGGUUCGAAAUAAUUCCCGGUCGAAUCUCCCUCUUCACGGAACUCCGUUGAGGUGCUCGGCGCUCUUGCCAAGAGCCAGGUACUCUCCUGGCUUCGGAAGAUUGAGUGAGGUGACAAAAACAAAUGAAGAUAAUCUGCCUUUUCCUUCGAAAUUCGGUUGCGAAAAUGAACCAUGGGCGUUCACAAACUUGGGGUUCAACGAUAGCGAUGAUAGGGUUCACUUGCAGGUUCCGGACGAGGACGUGGGGUCGGGUCGUGUCAGGUCCUCACCGCUGGGGAAGGGAGCAAUCGCAAAGAAAGGUGUAAAAAUCCUGGUUGGUGGGAAUCGUUCGGAAAAAAUGCCAAAACUCGACAAUACCAAGAAGGUAGAGAAGCGGCUACCAGUUGGAGGGAGACCUUUGGAGAAGGCAAAUUUAAAAUCUGCUCAGGCCUCGUGCUCGCUCGUCAAUCCUGGCGGAGACGGCUCUAAUAACUCUUCGUCAAUUAUGGCAGCGUUGGACGACUACGAGAGCGACCUCACUGACCAACUGCAGGACUUAACGGACGACGAUAGUGUGAUAAAGUUUAAGAGUGAAAUUAAACUUGCGUUUAAAGAUGUGGAAGACGAGACGCCAGAGAAGCCAGUCCACUCUGGAUGGUUUAAGGAAGAAAAUGACGCCCCUUGCAACACUUUUAAAAGCACCGUGUUAAGUGGGAAAAGAAUCUUGAGUGCCAAAGGUCCCUCAUAAGAUCUCUACAGGUUCUGAUGAUCUCGCUCAGCACAGUGAGGUGCAGAAACUGUCUUGGUUUAUCAAUCCUUUAAAUGUGCCAGGCGUGAUACCUAAUUUUUUAUUUUGGACCCACUUGUUAUAUUAUAAUGUAUAUGUGAAUAAAUUUUUUUAACUUUUUAAUAAU